AUGCUUUUUCACAGCAUGUUAUUUUGAAAUUGAAAAUCAAACGAGUUAAAAAAACAACAGCAGCUGUUCAUAGAUUUUUACGACUGUUUUUCACGGUUUUUCAUUUUCUCCCCACAUUGGAGUUGGUAGUUUUUCCUUCAAAAUGUCCUCAAACAAGAACACUAAACAGAAAACAGUAAAAGAGAUAAUGGAAAAAAUCGCUGUUCUCAAUGAAAACGUCCGCUCACGACAAAUAAACACCGCCCCCAAACGGUUAUCAACACUGGAUCUUACAGAGCCAGCCAGAAAGGUCAAAUUUGUGGAACCGGAUAUUCCAGAGGUUCCAAAGCAGACAGUGUCCAAAGAUCCGGCGGACAACUCAUAUGCUCAGGAGAUUUUUAUGUACAAAACCAACGUUCACGCCGUGGCCGCCGCGAUAGUAACCAAGAGAAAUGGUGAACAGGGAGUGGACAAGAUGAUCCGUGCGUUCAAACGGAAGCUCUACCGAAUGUUUGCCAAGGAGCCGAAAAACCGCAUCCGAUAUCCGUUGGAUCAGGUUCGCUUCGAGAGCGAGUACUAUGAGUAUCGGUUCUUUCUGGCACUGUAUCGGCCGUUGCACAGUGAUGAACAAUAUCAGGAGUAUUUGCAGCUGUUGGCUGCCGCUGGCGUGGCCGAGUGCUGGGUCUCGAUGAGGAAAAACAACCGGUUGCUGGUCUACGAAGAUAAAAUAGUGGCUAAGGUCAAAAGCAGAUUUAAAGAAUGGAGUUUAAAGUUGGAUAAACUGGAUUACUAUUUGAUGGAUAUGCACGCAAGGCAGCCGGCAUCCAUGAAUAGCAAGCCCACUGUUACGGCCCUCGAAACAUCACCCGGAGAAAGAGUUAGAACAGAAGAUGAGGAUAAGCUACUUGAGCAGAUCCUAAACCAUUCGAAUGCAUCUCGAAGGCUGAUGAAUCAUCAAAUAAAGCAUCUGUUUCCGCGAAUACUGAGGAAUUUGCAAAAAGCUGAUGGUUUUCGUUGGCUUGUUUUCGACGACGAUGAACUGAACAAGCGUUACCAACUUGGGACUUAUAUGCCAAACGCUUCAAUGGAACUCGAAGGAGCGAUCAAAGACUUUCAACCAGAAAGUGCUGCAUGUGGUAGUCGGCCUGGCAGUGCGUUAUCUGAUUGUUCAGAAAUAGCUGAAAUGCGCUCGGAAAUGGCAGUGACCCAGCCUCGCGAGUUACCUCAGUUGAAUAGUACCCGAUUUGCAGAUACACAAGCUCUGAUAAAUGGUUUGGAAGGACUACGCGAGACUGAGGACAAUGCGGAACUCCAUGUUGACCAAAUUGCAUCAGAGAUUGAUCGACAAGAGUCGAUGCUAACUCCGGCUCAGACCGAAAUCGUUGAGGUAUCGGAUUCUCCCGUGCGUACUGAAGAUGAUGAAAUUGAGAUCAAGGAAGAGUUCUUUUAUACGCUGGACUAUUUAAAAAAGUUUACUAAUAUCGAUGAGCACAUAUCAGAUGAAAUCAAGCAAAAGUAUCCAAAUGUAUAUGAGAAGAAAUUAAUGAAAUUGGAUACCUAUGUAGAGAGAUACUAUAACAAUGUAUUAAAUAUAUUAUUGACGAAUACGUUGCCUCCAGGUUUGCGAAUGUUAACCAGGAAGGAAAGAAGAGAGCUUGAAGCAAAUCGAAUGAAAACCGGAUCACAACUGAAUAUUUCUGGAGUGUCCUCCAUUGUUUCAGAUAUUCCAUCGACGAUUCCAAAUGAGAUAAGUCCUAUUACAGAAACCCCUUUGCCGAGAGUUAUACGCAAAUCAAGAAAAAUCAUGUAUGAAGACGACGAAGAUGAAGAGCUGUCAACUGAACCAGACACCAUGCCGUUACCUAAUUCGGAAGAUUUUCUUCCUCCAGUAUUCUCAACGCAAAUACCAAACGAAAUGUUUGAGCCACCAGCUCGCCGAAAUGACACACCUCGACCAGCUACAUCUAGCAGUGCCCUCUCCGUACAAAGUUCUGAAAAAUCCACAUCUCCACAGCGUCCACAACAGAAAUCAACAGCGCGAAGACGAGACACGCCAAUAAACUCUCCAUCUAACUUAGCAACUUCACGACAGCACCCGCCCCUCCCGACUCCAUCCUCCCGAGUUGCAACGCCAGCGUUCGAAACGAGUGGACUGAAUGAAACCGUCAUCGACAACCCAAAUGCCAUGAAAUCUCCAACCGCCAUCAAACGCGAGCUAAACAACACUUCGUACGAGGGGGAGGUAGAAUACGUCGAGGUUAUCGAUGAACCCAUUCAAAUUAAUGACAGUAUAGACGUCACCGCCCAAAACAUCCCGCAACUCCUGGAGCGGCAACCCAGCUGCAUGGCAGCACUUCCCGAUAAUUUACGAGGCAUGGUUAGUUCACUAUUUCGGGAGAAUCGCGACACGACAUUAUCGCAAGGAAGUGGCACCAGCGGGGGAAGUGGUGACCCAACAGGUGAUACGCAAGCCAAUAUUUCUGCACAGCCAUCCUUGAUGGGGUUUCACCAAGCAACUGCAUCAAUGCAGGCCAAUCGAUCACAUUGAUCAGUCUCCAAUCCACCAAAUCCGAAUCUUAUAUCGCCGAAUCUCGUCUAACGUCUGUGCCAUCCUCGCCCAUAAAACGCUCUCAGUCGCACGUCACACCAAUUCAAUCGCAACCAUUCCGGCUGGCAUCCAAUCCUUUUCAGCAGGCAUCCUUUCCACCAUACUCGCGUAACUUACGAUUUCUGGCACGUCCGGAAAUUAUUUCGGUGCAGUUUUUCCGUCACCCUACCACUCAUCGUCAGCGUCAUCACCUGACCGUGACGCUGAGUCACCGCAUGGACGGAAUCUUCCGGUUGACCGUUACCGAUCAUGAGGUGCGAAAACUGCUGAAUCUGUCGGCUGGGGAGCGUGGCUGGCAAGCUCUGGUGUCCACGUUGAACCACGUGGCUCGUUUCGAGUACGAUCGAUUCCUCCUCCCAACUGCGUAUCAAUUUCGCCAGAUGAAUAUAAGCGAAAAAAUAUUGCACCUGUUUUUUGCAACGUUUCCGGAAUGUGCCCAAGGACCGGGUUGGAUGCUGCGUUUCGAUGAUGUGAGGAAUUACUGUGAGGGUGACGGCGUUUAUUUGGAAGAGUUUAACUGUUUCUCGCAUUCGAAUGCCGGACAAAGCCGCUUGAGGGAGAUUGAUUUAAGUGAAGGCGUGAAUCCCUCAAUUGUACAAAGAAUGAAAGAAGUGAAAAAACGGAACGAAUGCCGCACUAAAUCUAAUAUAAACUUUGAAUGCUA
Molecule: messenger RNA, 3251 nt
Organism: Armigeres subalbatus
Lineage: Eukaryota; Metazoa; Arthropoda; Insecta; Diptera; Culicidae
Exons: 5
Coding region: 143-2527 (794 amino acids)
Source: RefSeq, a predicted model, not a curated record